AUGUCAGGAAAAUUAGAAGGGUCUGCAAUUUUUCUGGUCAUAUUUAUGGUUUUAUUUACCAUCCAAAUAGCAAAUGCAACUACUUAUAAUGUUGGCGAUGAUGGUGGUUGGGAUAUUGGCGUUAGCAACUGGCCUAAUGGCAAAAAUUUCAAAGUUGGCGAUGUGCUAGUGUUCAAUUACCCCAAAAAUGUUCACAGUGUGGUGAUAGUGAACAAGGAGAACUACGAUAGUUGUACGCCUUCUGGAAAAACAUUGACUUCUGGAAAUGAUAAAGUAACACUUGGCAAGGGCACAAGCUACUUUAUUUGUGGGAAGCCAACUCAUUGUCAAUUUGACCAAAAGAUUGCAGUUACUGCUAAUUAA
Nicotiana attenuata is the source of this 363-nucleotide messenger RNA. RefSeq names its product basic blue protein-like. The record is from RefSeq and is a predicted model, not a curated record. Lineage: Eukaryota; Viridiplantae; Streptophyta; Magnoliopsida; Solanales; Solanaceae. The transcript has 2 exons. Gene Ontology annotation, molecular function: electron transfer activity. Gene Ontology annotation, cellular component: plasma membrane. The coding region runs from base 1 to 363 and encodes 120 amino acids.